AUGCGGUGGCCUGAGUCAGCUCGAAGUUCUCGAACGACGCUGCCUUUGCUUCUCUACGCCUUGUAUCAGCAGGCUACUGUAGGACCGUGCAAUAUUCCAAAGCCUAGUACAUGGAGUCCUGUUGAAAACAGCAAAUGGAAAAGUUGGCAGGGACUAGGAGGCAUGGCUUCCACUGAGGCUAUGCGCCUCUUUGUGAAAAUACUAGAGGAAGAAGAUCCAGGAUGGUAUUCAAGGGCAUCAAAUUUUGUUGAGGAGCCUGUUUUGGAUGUUCAAAUGAAUCACACUUCAAAGGUUGAGCAUGUCAUUGAGAAUGGAACUUCCUACCCUGAGACAAAGACUAUUGCGGCUGAAAAUGGAAAUGUGAUGGAAACUCAGGAUAAGGAUGUUGUAUUGGAAGGCCUUGGUUCGGUUGUUAUCUAUGAUCAAUGGACUGCCCCUCCAAUAUCUGGCCAACGCCCCAAAGCCCGAUAUGAGCAUGGAGCAGCAGUUGUCCAAGACAAGAUGUAUAUAUAUGGUGGAAACCACAAUGGGCGCUAUCUUGGAGACAUUCAUGUUCUGGAUUUGAGAAGUUGGACUUGGUCCAAAAUUGAGGCCAAAUCUGGGCCCGAGUCCCAGGAAUCGCAGUCUCAUGCAGCGUCAGCCUCCUGUGCUGGUCAUUCUCUGAUACCCUGGGACAACAAACUUCUUUCAGUUGCUGGUCAUACUAAAGAUCCUUCUGAAACUAUCCAGGUGAAGGCAUUCGAUCUGCAGACUUCAACUUGGUCAACCUUAAAGACUUAUGGGAAACCACCGGUUUCACGUGGGGGUCAAUCAGUGACACUAGUUGGAACAACCUUGGUGAUAUUUGGAGGGCAGGAUGCAAAAAGAUCACUCUUGAAUGAUCUGCAUAUACUGGACCUAGAAACCAUGACCUGGGAUGAAAUAGAUGCUGUGGGCGUGCCUCCUUCUCCAAGGUCUGAUCAUGCUGCUGCAGUACAUGCAGGGUGUUACCUUCUGAUUUUUGGUGGGGGCUCACAUGCAACUUGUUUCAAUGAUCUACAUGUUCUUGAUCUGCAAGCUAUGGAAUGGUCAAGACCAAUUCAGCAAGGUGAAAUACCAACUCCACGGGCUGGACAUGCUGGUGUGACAGUCGGGGAGAAUUGGUUUAUUGUUGGUGGUGGUGACAAUAAAAGUGGGGCCUCAGAGACUGUUGUUCUCAACAUGUCUGCUCUAGUUUGGUCAGUUGUCACUUCGGUUGAAGGGCGUGUCCCUCUUGCAAGUGAGGGCUUGAGUUUGGUUGUCAGCUCAUAUAAUGGUGAAGAUAUACUCAUAUCCUUUGGAGGAUAUAAUGGCCGGUAUAACAGUGAGGUCAAUGUUCUUAAACCAAGCCACAAAUCAACUUUACAAUCAAAGAUAAUGGAGACUCCUAUUCCUGACAGUGUCUCUGCUGUGCAUAAUGCUACAAAUGCUACUAGAGAUGUGGAGUCUGAGUCUGAAGCUGGCCAAGAAGCAAAAGUUCGGGAAAUUGUUAUGGACAAUGUUGAUCCAGAGCCUGUGAAGUCUAAAGGUCCGGAAACCAGUGAACAAAUUAUCGCAACCCUUAAGGCAGAAAAAGAAGAAUUAGAAGCAACCCUCGGCAAGGAGAAGCUACAGUCUCUCCAGCUUAAGCAAGAGUUAGUGGAAGCUGAAACUCGAAGUGCAGACUUGUACAAGGAGCUUCAAUCUGUACGGGCCCAACUUGCCGCUGAGCAGUCAAGAUGUUUCAAAUUAGAGGUUGAUGUUGCCGAGCUACGUCAGAAGCUCCAAAGAAUGGAAACACUACAAAAGGAACUCGAACUCCUGCAGCGACAGAAAGCUGCUUCUGAACAAGCCGCUUUAAAUGCUAAACAGAGGCAGGGCUCGGGUGGUGUGUGGGGUUGGCUAGCGGGAAGCCCUCAAAAUCAAAAUGUUGAUGAAGCCUGAAAGUUGUCAAAGCCUUAUUAGCUAGCGAUUCCUUAUAUUCAAUUCAUAUUUUUAUCAAGUUUUCCAAAAAAAAAAAAAUAUAUUUUUGCUUUUACGACCCACAGUUCGUCGGGUAAUGGGAAUAAGAUAUAGAAGCCCAAAUGGAACCCCUUUUGGGGUUUUGCAUCAAUAGAUGUUCCUCAUUUCUCAUUUUUAGAGUUCUGUAUUCAAAAGUGAAUACCCUAUUUUGCUGAGUGAAGGUAUAGAUCAACAUUGUUUGCCGAGGAGUAGGAGAAAAGAGUGGCUUAACGAGGAUUAUAAAUUUCAUUUCAGAAUGUUAUUGGUAUUCUAAAAUGUUUACUUUCUUCUUCCUAA
Molecule: messenger RNA, 2295 nt
Organism: Carica papaya (papaya)
Lineage: Eukaryota; Viridiplantae; Streptophyta; Magnoliopsida; Brassicales; Caricaceae
Gene: ACBP4
Product: acyl-CoA binding protein 4
Biological process (GO): lipid transport
Cellular component (GO): cytosol
Molecular function (GO): fatty-acyl-CoA binding; protein binding
Source: RefSeq, a predicted model, not a curated record